AUGCCUUUUUCAACUACGGUUCAUUUUCACGGUAUCGAGCAGCAAGGCACGCCAUGGUCUGAUGGCGUUCCAGGUCUUUCCCAACUACCAAUUGAACCCGGUGACGAAUUCGUCUACAGAUGGAAGGCGACCCAGUACGGCAGCUACUUCUACCAUGCGCACCGCAGAGGUCAAAUCGACGAUGGUCUGUACGGCGCCAUUCACAUCCUGGCCGACGACUCUGUGGAGAGGCCGUUUGAUAAGAUCACCAAGGACCCGGUCGAACUUCUGCAAAUGCACGAAGCGGAGAAAAACUCGCAGCCAAUCUUGUUUUCGGACUGGCGUCGCUUGACGUCCGAAGAGACAUAUCGCACCGAACAGAUGACUGGAUUGGACGGAUUCUGUACCAACAUUAUCCUUAUCAAUGGCAAGGGGUCGCAGCACUGUCUGCCAAGGAAGAGGCUUAAUGCAUUGACUUCGGCUGCGCAGAAGGGAUUGCUUGGAAAUAACACUGUCACUGAUACCGGAUGCAUGCCACCAAUUGAGGUUCUCGAAGGCCACUUCUGGCGCAACAUCAGCCUAAUGCCCAAGAGUUUCUAUUCCGGCUGCACGCCAACUCAGGGCCCGAAGGAAGUCAUCAAAGUAAACCCGGCUGCAAGCUGGGUGAGUUUCGAUUUGAUCACCUCCGCAGGCGUGUCAACACCCACGGCCUCCAUCGACGAGCACAGCAUGUACGUCUAUGCGAUUGACGGCCGCUACAUCGAGCCCAUGGAGGUCAACGGCAUCACGAUUAGCAACGGUGGACGCUACUCGGUAUUCGUGAAGCUCGACCAGCCUGCAGGGGACUACACGAUCCGCGCCCCCAACACAGGAAUCAACCAGAUCAUCAACGCGACAGCCACUUUGUCCUAUGACACCUUGCUCAAAACCCAGACAACGCCUUCCAAGCCCUGGGUCAACGAAGUCGGCAGCAACACAACUGCUUCCACCAUCCUCUUCGACGAAACCAAAGUCAUCCCCUUCCCCGUCCUCACCCCUGCCCUCUCCGUCGACCACACCUACAAACUAACCGUCGACCACUUUAACGCCUCCUAUCGCUGGACCCUCGGGAACACCUCCUUCUCUAUGUCUCUCGAAGGCGCAACCCCCCUCCUCUUCAACACAUCCUCCAUUCCCACAGACCUAACAAUCACAACCCGCAACGGCUCCUGGGUCGACUUAAUCAUGGUUGUCAAAACCCCGGUCCAACCACCCCACCCCAUACACAAGCACUCAAACAAAUACUUCGUCAUCGGCCAGGGCAAUGGCGAUUUCAACUACUCCUCCGUGGCUGAGGCGAUGCAGCAUAUUCCUGAGAGCUUCAAUUUCAAGGCGCCGCAGAUUCGAGAUACGUUUAAUACGCCUGCGGCGGAGACAGGGCCGACGUGGUUGGCGAUUAGGUAUCAGGUUGUUAAUCCGGGACCGUUCCUUUUGCAUUGUCAUUUGCAGGUGCAUUUGAGCGGGGGGAUGGCGAUUGCGUUGUUGGAUGGGGUUGAUAAAUGGCCGGUUGUGCCGGAGGGGUAUCGGUUGCCGGUUUUGGAGGAUUAA
Messenger RNA from Aspergillus chevalieri, 1566 nucleotides. RefSeq lists its product as uncharacterized. The transcript has 2 exons. Gene Ontology annotation, molecular function: oxidoreductase activity; copper ion binding. Lineage: Eukaryota; Fungi; Ascomycota; Eurotiomycetes; Eurotiales; Aspergillaceae. The record is from RefSeq and is a predicted model, not a curated record. The coding region runs from base 1 to 1566 and encodes 521 amino acids.